CAUCACCCACCCUGAUCCGCUGCAGACUUGAUUGCUCCAAUUCAUAGGCUGGAAGGGAGGUUUUACUUUCAGUCAGUCACCCUAUUGCCUCGGCCGCUUCGAGAAGUUUGUUGAUUGCUCUGCAACUAUCGCAUCGGAUCAAAGUCGAAGGUACCUACACUGAUCGCAACUCGACAGAAACGGCAGCCAUUGUGAGCAUCGACUCACAGUCAUCACUCCACGCUACAUACCCAUUUCUGACACAAUUUGGCGGGCGCACAAUAGCCCUAGCCCUCAAGAAUGAAGCUUUUCGGGUGGAUCUCGGUCGCAUUCCUCGCCUCGACGGCUUUAUCAUUAGAGACAGCGGCACCCUCAAUCGAGACACUGCCAUUCUCGCAGCCUCAAGUUGCCGAGUCUCGACGCAGCGCAUUCGAGGUGCUACAGAUUCUAAGAAAGCGGGACGGCAACUGUCCAUCUGGUUAUGACGGUUGUUCCAAGCUGGGUCACUCCGAUAUCUGCUGCAAGGACAAUACCAUCUGUACUCGUGACGAUGCCAACAAUAUCGCCUGCUGCCCGACCGGAGCUAGUUGCACGGGGACGCUAUCUGCGACGGGGACCGGAGUAGUCGUGGUCGGAGAUUCUACCAGCAGCUUCCGAUUCCCUCAGACAGCCAGCGCUACGCAAACCACCGCCGGGCCGACCAGUGUCACCCUCACGGGCUCAACUCUCGCAGCCGCCUACCCAUUCGUCGUCAUCCCGACCUCGUUCUCCAAUGCCCAGGUCUGCACAUCCUACUAUUCCUUAUGCCAGAGCGAGUAUACCGGCUGUCUGUCACAGCUCGGCGGGGGGUAUGCAGUGACGGUUGCCGUAGACGGCGGUUCGGGGACGACUCGGGCAGGCGUCUCAGCAGCUAUGUCGACAUGCUCUAGUCUCAGUCUGGAGGCUUGCCAUGGCCUGAACAUUGGAUACUGCGCGGCAUACACCACCGGCGUUUACGAGAACCGAGCGACAGGACCCAAACGCACUUCCAGCCUUGAGGACCUUCUCUUCGGCAUGUUCAUCGGAGUGGCUGGAAUGUUCAUGUGAGGUUGCUCUACGAGGAGUCGGGCUUCAUGUCGAUACGUACGGAAUAUGGAUAUAUAUGCUUGCUGGCAAUUUUCAUGACUGAAUUGGUUGGGAUGCGAAUGGGAUGACAAUUGAUGACCGGUUUCGAAACUCUUGGCAGUCUUCGGAGCUUUUGACGCUUAUAUAUGGCCCUGGAUCUUCGGUGGGAUCUGGCUUAUGAAAUGAUUUGACGACGAUGUGCUAUGUUUGGAAGUUUUUAGGCUAACAUGACUGUGAUGUAUUCGCGGAGAAUCUUGUAUAUAAGAA
Aspergillus uvarum CBS 121591 is the source of this 1350-nucleotide messenger RNA. RefSeq lists its product as uncharacterized. The coding region runs from base 280 to 1065 and encodes 261 amino acids. NCBI's taxonomy places the organism in Eukaryota, Fungi, Ascomycota, Eurotiomycetes, Eurotiales, Aspergillaceae. The record is from RefSeq and is a predicted model, not a curated record. The transcript has 2 exons.